AUGGCUUCGACGUCCCCGCCUCCAGCCAGGCAAUUCAAACCCGAGCCCGUCGAGACCACCGUCACAAGCUCAAGAUCAACUCGCAACCAGUCGGACCACCCCUCGUCCACACCUCCUAUGAGCAAGUCAUCUUUAAAUCAAACCAACCCCAUGCCUCCUCCUCAGACCAAGCCACGCAGAUUCUUGCCUCAGCCGGUGGAGGAGACUUUCAGGAGUUCUCGGAAAAAGAAUAUUGUGGAUGGUAUAGACGACUCGGUGACGGCCAGGGGAGUUGGUAGUGGUCCUUCAAACGAUUCCAGCGCAAGCUCUGUCUCGCCGCCGAACGAUCCUCCCUCUCUUUCUGGCGUGCACGGUAGCGGAGCUUCUGCAGGACCCACACGCUUUGCACCGGAGCCUGUAGAAACGAGUACUCGGUCUUCAAGACGGAAAUUCAGCCCCGAACCUAUUGAAACAACUACGAGGAAUAGCAAGGACAGAGAUAAUCUUCUAAAAGAGGAAGCAGCGCCUAAACCUCGUAGGAGAUUCGCCCCGGAGCCGGUUGAAACGACGACAAGGAGUUCCAAGGAAAAGAAACCGCAGGACGGAGAUCUGACAACGUCAACUCGUCCUCGAAGGAAGUUCGCUCCGGAGCCUAUAGAGACCAGUACAGUGACGAGCAGAAGACGCGACCCCGACCCAGAGGACUUGGACGAGGAGCCACCAAAAACCGGCGACUCUUCUGCUUCUAGUAGAGCUUCGACCGGUCCCCGGAAAUUCUCGCCGGAACUGUUAGAGACCGCCAAAGGCUCCUAUCGACGCGUGCACCUCCCUACUCCUGAAGCUAGGCCAUCACCUCCGCCGAGUCGACGGGCGCCCUCUCCUCCACCGGAAGAAGAAGAAGAACAGCCUGAGGAGAUUUCUGGGGUUGAAGAAUCACGCUUCUCGGCGGCCGCUCUGGCUCGGAAAACCCCAGAGGCCUUGCGCCAGCAUUCGUUUGCUGUUCCUGAUUUGCCCAUAAUCGAGUCGACUUCAGAAGAUGACGACUCUGAAGCACCCUCACUGAGCGACUCUCCUUCAUCCGUGGAAUCAGUUGCCAAGAGAGCACCACCCAGUGCAAAGGACAGCUAUACUGAAUAUGUUCUUCGCUUGGCUGCCGAAACGGUGAGCGAGAAGGAGUUAGAGGAGCAGGCAAUGGCCGCCUACAUCAAUGAACGACCACAUGAGCCCGUGGAUCACUUUGCCAUUUCGCGUGAGGAUGAUGAAGAUGGCCCUUUACCAGUGCCAAUGUUUCAAGGCGAAAAGGGGGCUGAUGCUCGCACGUUCCGAAGGUCGUCCGCUGCAGAACUGAAUUUGGAGCUGGAGAAUAUGCGAAAACAUCACGAGCAAUUAGAAGCGGCCAAACAGGAGCUAAAAGCUGAUACCGCCGGUCAAAGCCGGUUCAGUGCCGCAGCGUUGGCGACUCGGCAUGCAUUGGAGGCGAAAGGAUUGAAGAGAACGAAGAAGCCCCGAGCAGAGGAGGAAGACCCAGAACUGGCCCGUAUGAGGGCUGCUGCGUCACCUCCAAUGUUAGGCGGCAGUCUCGUCUUCCCGUUCACUAUCUCGCCGAAGAUGACGCGCUGCGACCCCGAUCAACCUCCAAGACCUAGAAAUGCAGAAAGCGACGAUGAGUCGACGGAACCUAGUAGUCCUCAUCUCUGGAAAGCGCACAAGAAGCAUGAGAACAACACGGGCGAAGGGCUAUGGAUGGGCAUGUGCCAAGCAGGGUUGUGGCAACCUCGGAGUCCCCAAAACGGCUUGCGCAGCGGCAUUCAAACACCUUCGCCUGUAACUCCGGCGGGAGAAAGAAACAACCCAUUUGAGGCCAACACGCCUGGUCGGGGAUAUCAAACUCCUGGACGGCGCCGACAACCCCUCUCGGGCUUAUGCUAUCUGCCAUUGACCCCACCACGCAGUCAAGACGGGGAGGACCAGUUCACCAGCACGAUUGACAAAAAGCUGCGAAUUGAAAAACAAAUCGAAGACGAAUUCCCCAACCGUGUGAUUACCCAGAUAUACAACUAUCUGAGCCUAGGAUACCCCAGUCUUGCACAUAUGUUUGAUGAAGAACUCAGCAAGAUUUCUCGCAUUCCUAUAGAAGAACUGCGCAAGGAUGAUAACAAUGUCGAUGCCAAAGGGUACGUGGGUGCUCCAGAGGGCGGUGGCUGGGAUGAAGCCGAAGUCAUCGGAAAGUGCAAACGAUGGGAGGCGCUGAGGCUCUAUGUAAGAGAAUGGGCCCGGCAGAGUCCGAAUUUCGCAGACGACCGAAGGCGCGCAUGUUUGGGUGCAGAUGAGGACUGGGGCGCGAGAGCAAGGAAGGGCAGUUGGGCUCAUUAG
Molecule: messenger RNA, 2352 nt
Organism: Cladophialophora psammophila CBS 110553
Lineage: Eukaryota; Fungi; Ascomycota; Eurotiomycetes; Chaetothyriales; Herpotrichiellaceae
Exons: 1
Coding region: 1-2352 (783 amino acids)
Source: RefSeq, a predicted model, not a curated record